This is a messenger RNA of Closterium sp. NIES-67, 2723 nucleotides long. The record is from the annotation of a GenBank genome assembly. Lineage: Eukaryota; Viridiplantae; Streptophyta; Zygnematophyceae; Desmidiales; Closteriaceae.
AGCACCCCAGCAGCACCUCGCGGGGGCGUCGGUCGGUACACCAAAGCCGCAGGCUGGUCCAAUACUACUCCAUUCCACUCGUCAUCGUGAAACUCGCUAUUUCACGCUUUCGUCAUAACUUCCGCAGAUUAAAGCCUGUUAGGGCAGCCAGCCCUCCCCCUCACCCCAACCUUCCGCAGUUCCAAACGGCGGCGCGUACCCCCGUCCCCUAAGUUACGCUUGGGUUAGGUUACGACUCGCAAAGGGCCCAGGAACGUCGCAAAGCUCCCAAGUACCGACGCGGAGCCAUGUGCACGCCGCGCAUCAUGUGAGCCCGCGCAUCCCAACCGAGACCCGCCAACCCGUGCAUUACACGAGGUACUGUCGCGGCCAGCGCGCCACGUUUCCCAGCAGCAGGAAUGAUGGCCGCGGAACCCGCGCCUAAUUCGGCGGAAGGACAAUCCUCCCAGCCCCCCCGCGCGCCGGCCUUCGUCAGGCAGUCCCCGCGCGGAAGGAGCUCUUCCGCCAUCCCCCCCCCCUCACCCCCUGCGCGGAUAGCAAUUUUCGACGGGAAGGCGAUCCGGCGGCGGAUGCACGACGACGCGGCGUUCUCGGCGUUCCUGUCGCACGAGUUCGACCGCCUCGACGCCGACGGCAACGAAGCGCUCUCGCUCGGCGAGUUAAAGCCGGCGCUGCUGCGGCUCGGGGAGCUGCUAGGGCUGCCGCCGGCCGGCACGGCGCGCGAGACGGACGAGCUGGUGGAGGGGCUGUUCGCGUCGUUCAUGUCGCCGGAUCUCACGGAGGAGAUUGGGCGGGAGACGUUUGUCGGGAUUUGCAAGGACAUUCUUCGCGGCGCGAGCCACGCGCUGGAAGAGGACCCGCUAUCCGCGCUGCUGUACGACGGUGGCGCGCUGCGGAGAAUCGUGGGCAGCGCGGAGGAGGCGGAGGCGGUGAUCGCGGCGCUGUUCGCGGAGCUGGACGCGGACGGCAGCGGCCGCAUCUCCCGCCACGAGCUGCGGCCCGCGCUCGUGCGACUCGGGCUGAACAAGGGGGACAACUCCACGGGGGAAGCGCUCGAACACACGGAGCGCGUGCUGGACCGCGUGAUCGCGCGCUACUGCGAGGACGGCGACGGCGAGCUGAGCUGCGAGGAGUUCGCAGCGCUCGUGGUGGACAUCUCCAGGGAGCUCGAGGCGGCGCCGCUGUACCUGCCACAACGGGCGACUGUGCUCAAUGGCGCUUAUAUAAAAAAGAUCCUCAGCGACGAUGACUUCUUCACGGCGGUGGCAGACGCCAUGUUUGACGACUGGGACGUCGCUGGAAAGGGCUUCCUGGUGUGCAGCGACGCCCUCGCCGGCUUCCGAAAACUCGGCCUCGCAUACGGUCUUCCCCCUGCUGACGCGCCCGAGGCCGACAAGGUCUACACCUCCCUCUUCCUCUCUGCUGAUGUCAACAUGGACGGGUCGGUAGAUAAGGAGGAGUUCCGUGCGGUGCUGCGGUCGCUGUUUGUGGGCAUGCAACUGCAGCUGGAGGAAAAGCCGGUGGUGGUAGAAUCUGCGGUUCUUUCCAAGCUGACCGAGACAGAGGUUUUUGACGGGCAGAAGAUCCUCGCGCUGCUGCAGGAGAACGGCGGGCAGCGCGUGCGAAAAUUCCUGGAGGAGAAAUUCACAGAGAUGGAUGAAGGCGGGAGAGGGAGGUUGAGUCGAGAGGAGGUGCACUUAGUGCUGGAGCAAGUCGAGCAGAUGGCGGGGCUGCCGUCGCCGGGCCGUGCGGGCGAGGUGGACCGGCGGGUGGAGGCGGAGUUUGAGGCGAUGUUCAGGGGGGGGGAGGGGGCGUGGGAGGGGGGGAGCGAGGCGGGCGUGGGGCGCGAGGAGUUUGUGGAGAGCAUGAUGCGGCUGCUGCAGCGCGUGGGCGAUACGCUGCACGACGACCCCAUUCUGCUGUUUAUGGCGGACGGGGCGAAGAUGCAGCGGCUGAUGGCGGAGGAGAGCGAGUUCGCGACCUUGGUGGAGGUGCUCUUCUCCAGCCUUGACAAGGACGGCAGCGGCACCGUCUCCGCCAGCGAGCUCAGGCCCGCGCUCUGCUCCAUGGUGCACAGCGUCGGCAUGCCCUUCUCUGCUCGCAGCACGUCGGUGGAGUCGCUGGUGGCGCAGCUGAUGAUGACGCACGGCCAUGGGCGCCUGGACCUCAACAGGGACCAGUUCAGCGCCUUCGUGCGGGACACGGUGUCUGACCUGGCAGCCAGGCUGGCAGCAAAGCCGGUCUACGUGGCACAGGAGGGGCAGGUGCUAGACGGCAGCAAGCUCAGACAGAUCCUGGGGAACCGGCGGCUGUUCCAGCGGGUGUGUGAGGACACCUUCACCUCGUGGGACAUGGCCAAGAAGCGCUGCCUUACGCGCGCUGACAUCAGCGCGGGGCUGGCGCGGUCGGGCAUGUCGUGGGGGCUGCCGCCGCACAACGCGCGGCAUGCAGAGCAGCUGUACGAGCGCUUCUUCCUCAAGGCCGACCUGGACCGGUCGGGGUCCAUCGAGAGGGCGGAGUUCAAUGUGUUCAUGAGGGGGUUCUUUAGAUCCAUGGCGGAUGAACUGGAGAAGAACCCUGUUGUGGUGCAGGCUUCGGUGGUUACCACCUGAACGCUGGUCUGGUCACUGGUAGGAAUAGGAUCAUGUUUUGAGUGAAGCCCUUCACAUGCUGUUGUAGUACUACUGGCAAUUAGGUUUUCUGUAAUGCUGUGUUUUUCCUAA